Messenger RNA from Prunus armeniaca (apricot), 2454 nucleotides. The record is from the annotation of a GenBank genome assembly. Lineage: Eukaryota; Viridiplantae; Streptophyta; Magnoliopsida; Rosales; Rosaceae.
AUGGACAGCGACGAAGAUUUUGAGCUCUUUUGCGAGGAGGCUGCCCCUCCAGUCCGUGAAACGAAGUUGAAGCGCUUAAAGAAAGCAGUUAGGAGGGGUUCCAUUUCUGAAGAGCCUCUCCUCGAUAAAUCUGAAAGUGACCGAGUGAAUUCCUCCGAAUUUGAAGCCCUCAGUUUGGAGGAAUCGAAUGAGCCAUCGAGGUCAAGGAUCGGAUCGGAGAGUCUGCGUGGUGAGAGUGAAAUAAAUCCCGGUUUCGAUGGUUUUGGUGGCGAAGCUGAAACGAAUUCCGGUUUUGAUGGUUUGGGCGGCGAAGGUGAAGCUAAUUCUGGUUUAGAUGGUUUGGGCGGUGAAGGUGAAGCUAAUUCUGGCUCUGAUGGUUUGGGCUGUGAAGGUGAAAUGAAUUCGAGUUUCGAUGGAUUGGGUGGUGGGGAAGAUGGAUCAGGAGCUAAGAGGGUCUUGGAUUUUGGGUCUGUAGUUGAGGAAUUCCGCGAAGAGGGUGAAGAUCGAAGCCAAGAGAUGCCAGAAGAAAGUGGGGAUAUGAGGAUGAAUGAACCGGAGAAGAAACGGCGUAGUUCUGAUUGCUUCGAGGAAAACAAAGACAAGAAGAAGAGUAAGAGGGCCAAGAGUGAAAUCACCGCUGCCAAGGGCAAGAGGAGAACCGAAAAGGAAAGACGAGAUCAUCUAAAGCAACUCCAUGCUGAAUCUCAGAGACUUUUGCGAGAAACCAGAGAUGCGGCAUUUAAACCUAUACCACUUGUUCAGAAGCCGAUAUCUUCAGUUCUGGAGAAGAUUCGGAAAAGAAAACUGGAGGUUUUGCAGAAAUGCAGUGGUACAGUAAUGGGCAGCCAAUUGCAUGCCAUUGAGGAGCCAAUUGCAUCCCGGACUGAAAUGGGUAGUAUUGCAAAUGGGGUGAGCAUGGAUCGGUCUAAUGAUGAUGAAGAGCAGUCAAGCGGUGAAAAUGUUUCUUCCCAGAUGGAUGUUGAUAAGGAUUCCAAGCAAGCAUUUCGAGCACCUAUUGAUGAUACUCAGGAGCUGUUUUCGGAUUCCCAGACUACUGAUUCCAAAGAUGAUCUGCCAAAUGAUGCUCCCCGCAGCCCUCUGGAAGAGGUUUUUGCACCGUCCAUACUUGCAAUGAACUUAAAGCUUGACUCUGCGCCUCCUUAUGAUGUUUCUUCUGACGAGGAGGACGACAAUGACAAAGAGAAUAUUAAUCCCCAUUGUACUGGAGUGUCUGACUUGCCUUCAUCUCCAAUUGGUGAUCCUGUCAAAGCUUUUGUGGAUGAUGAAGCCGAGGAAGAAGAUGACAGUGAUCAUGACCUGUUUCGAUUCCAAGAUAGUGAAGAAGAUGAGGAGGAUGGUGAUGCUGCAGAGCUUAAUGAUAUGAUAGCAACUGGAUAUGAAGAAAGGCCGAUGGAUAGUGAAAGACGGAAUGAACUCCAUCAAAAGUGGCUUGAGCAACAGGAUGCUUCUGGAACAGAAAAACUUAUGCAGAAACUGAAGUUUGGUUCUAAGCUAAAAGAAACAACGUUACUUGAAGAGAAGGAUGCAGAUGGAGAGAAAGAUGCAGACAGAGAGGAAUAUGCAGAUGGAGAGGAGGAUGCAGAUGGAGAGGAUGAUGAAUAUGGAGAGGAAGAUGAAUAUGGAGAGGAAGAUACAAAUGCUGUGCAAAUGAGCUUAAGACAAAUUAAGCAAAUGAUUCCUCUAAUGUUUACCGAUAAUGAUGAUGCGUACUUGUCAUCUGAUGACGAUGAAACAGAAAAGAGACUAGCUAAACAGUGCCUGUCUGAGAAAGCUGAAGCGCAGGCUACUUUCUUGUCACCAGCAGAGGAUGAAAGUUGUAGGGAAGUUUUUGGUUUUAUAAAGAAGCUGAAUGUUGUGCCUGAUACUAAGAAGGCCAAAACACCUUCCUUUUCUAGUGUGCCGCUCAUGGGAGGAGACAGGGACAUAUCAUCAAAGUCAUCCUUCUUAGGCCGGGGAUCUAAUCAUUCUCUGCCCUCAUCCCGCAAGCAUGGGUUGGGCACAGUUCGCUCUAUAAUUUUUGGACGAGGUGGCAGCAAUAGUAGGAGCACAAGUUCAGUGUUGGAGGAUUCUUCAGAUACGAUUCAGAGAGAGAAUCCACCAACCAGGACUGCUUCAGCCAGGCUUAGCAAUUCCAAAGUAACGACUAGUUCUCAGAAAUUGUCACCUGAAGCUGUUGUGCAGAGAGACUCAUCAGCUGAAGCUGUUCCCAAGGCAAACACAUCUGCUGAAGCUGUUGCGCAGACAGACGCAUCAGCUGAAGCUGGUGGGAAGAAUACAGGCACAUCACCUUCGUUACUCAAAAUAUUAAGGCAGUCUUCCUUGCAUGCAAAGCGCUGCACUGCGGAGACUAUGAUUGGCCAAACCCAAAUUGAAUCCGUCUUAGCUUCGUUCAAGGUGGGCAGGAAACCAGUGCAGACAAAGAGAAGAACUUGA